Penicillium brasilianum is the source of this 1257-nucleotide messenger RNA. The record is from the annotation of a GenBank genome assembly. Lineage: Eukaryota; Fungi; Ascomycota; Eurotiomycetes; Eurotiales; Aspergillaceae.
CAAAAGACAACUCUCCCCCCUCCCAUCAGAACUCUAGAAAUUUGAGGUCUGAAUCCAACUCCCUCUUCUCUAAAGUAUACCCUUCUCGAUUCACGGUCUUCCUCUUGUGCGCUCUUUUCUUUCCAUCGGCAUGCCCGCUGUGUAUUCAGCCCUCGGUGGUCGGGCCGCCGACUUGGCCCCGCACCUGAUCAAGCGCGGUCUCACGGUGAAUCACACGCAAGCCAUUACUCUGGGGAUUAUGGCCGUUUACGUGGUCGUGAUCGCGCUUCUCUGGAAUUUGCCCUACGUUCGAUGGUCGCUGUGGCCGUUCAAGAUGCUGGUCAUCGCCUUUCACGAAUUCGGCCAUGCCAUCACCUCGUGCUGCACGGGUGGAAAAGUCAAGUCAAUCUCGCUCGAUCCUCACGAGGGCGGCGUGACCCACAUGCAAGGAGGCAUCAGCGCCAUCACCCUGCCGGCAGGGUAUCUGGGCUCAUCCAUCAUCGGUGCCUUGUUGAUCUUUGCGGGAUUUGAUAUUGUCGCCAGCAAAAUCGCAAGCAUCGUUCUUGGAGUCUGCUUUCUCCUAACUCUGUGGUGGGCGCGGAGAGAUUGGUUGACCAUCGGAACGAUUCUGCUCGCAGUAGGUCUAUUGGUGGCAUGUUGGUUCAUUGCUCACGGCGAGGCCUUGAGAUGGGUAGUACUCUUCAUCGGCGUCAUGUCUGCCCUAUACAGUGUGUGGGAUAUUGUAAGUCUUCCAAGGAUCAAAUUCGGCCAGACCUCUAACGUUCAAACUGUUCAGUGUGAUGAUCUCAUUCUCCGCAAGGUCAAUUCCUCCGAUGCUAGCGUUUUCGCUCGCAAAUAUGGAGGCUCUUCGCAAUGCUGGGGUGUCAUCUGGUCCAUCAUAUCUCUUCUGUUCAUGGCCAUCGGCAUCGUCGGGGGGAUCGCAGCCUUUCCCCAAUCAUUCAGCCAACAAGAAAGCGACUCCAAACACUUCAUUCCCACCUAGUGGAAACCCCGUGUACCUCAAAGUGACGUUACUAAUGACUGCAAUGCAAUACGUGAUUGAUUAUAUUUCAAAGAACAUGAGAUACAAGGACCUUUGAAUUGCCAGGAACGCUUCGGCGCCUCAGGCUGUUUACGCACGAUACCUAAGCCAGGGCCGCUCUUACUGUGACAGGAGCGAGUAUUUUAGCGGAAGAACGAUACGAAAUCUCACGUUAAUAUUAUGAAUUCUUACCCUCCGAAAAAAGUGUUGCCUAGUUGAAUCAUUAUCAAAUCAAA